Parascedosporium putredinis is the source of this 204-nucleotide messenger RNA. The record is from the annotation of a GenBank genome assembly. Lineage: Eukaryota; Fungi; Ascomycota; Sordariomycetes; Microascales; Microascaceae.
AUGCCUGACACGCCAGUAAUUGCGUCAACGAUAACCACGGAAGAAAUGUGGGAGUGGUACCGAGGAAGCAAGAGAGGAGCCCCUAGCCUGGCAAUCGACAUGGCGCUUGAUAGGACUUUGAGUGGGCAGUUCAUUUUCAACUUCGCAGCGAUUGACUUGUGCUUUUAUACCAGCAAAAGAGGUUCGAGACUCUUGAGGCCAUAG